GUAAAGAUUGAUGAUUUAAGGUUGAUAUAAUAGAUAUUGGAUUUUAAAGCAUACUAUUAAAGGUUAGACUGAAGCAAUCAAUACUGAUUCUAUAAUUAUCAGUCUGAAUUGGAAUAGAAGUAUGAUCGAUGGUAGAUAGAAGAAAUCUAGUUUGCCAGACUUAAUUCCCCCGUGCCACGCACCUCCCGUGUAAUCCAAGAUGGUGGACUUCCAGUCUCGCUUCCGGAUGUACAGCUAUGGGUUCACUAGCCCGGAACGAAAAAUCCCUGUGGCGACAAGGAGAGAACUCUACCAUGACACCGCCCCGCUAAUCUUCAAACGAAGACCUCAAACACAUGAUUGCCGCGUGGAGACCGUCAAGGAGCACGAGGAUAAGCGAGACUGGGAGGCGUGGCUUCUGUCACGUGGUUUAGAGGACACGUGCCGUAGUGUUGACCUUCUUCAUUACAAGGAGAUUACUGAUAAGCCCGGGGAGGGAGGAAAGCGAAAGCCAGACAAACUUAUUAUCAGGGUCGGUCUGAAGGGUUCUGGUGACGGAGACUUUGUCUAUCCCAGGGGUCUCACGUCCACACUGGACGGUGAUAUCAUAGUGGCAGACACAGGCAAUAACCGCAUACAAAUCUUCAACAAUUAUGGCGUGUUUAAGAAGAAGAUUGGGGCCAAAGGCUCCGGUAAAGGACAGUUUGACGAACCAACAGGAGUCACUGAGCUGCCAAAUGGUGAUAUUGCUGUUGCUGAUAAGAGCAACAAGCGUGUCCAAGUUUUCGAUAAUACGUAUGCAUUUAAGUACGAGUUUCCAACUUGUAGCAAACCGUAUGCUAUAGCAAGUGACCAAGAAUUCAAUAUUGUUGUUUCCACGAUGAACAGAACGGUUGAAGUCUACAGGAGAGGAGGGAAAUUGAUGUACAACUUUCCAGUAGGUGCAAAACAGAAGGCACCAAGCGGUUUCAAUAUAACACUGAACAACAAAGACGAAGUCAUCGUCAGCGACCCUAUGGACAGUAAAGUCAAAUUCUUUACCUACUCUGGAAAGGUGCUUUACAAAUUUGAACCAGUUUCUAACAACGAAGGGCUCGCUGUGAUGCCAAGUGGAGUUGCUAGAACCUCUCUGGAUCAAUUUGUGGUCGCUGAUUCCCUGAACCACACUGUCAACUUGUACACAGAAAGGGGAAUUCUGCUGCAGCAAAUACUCUGCCCAACAGACGACAUUGGAACGGUCCAGGCAUGCGCAUUGGGACCGGAAGGUCACCUGAUUACUCUUGAGUAUAGCAUUAUGGGACAGCAUAGUUUGAAAAUAUUCAGGUACAGACCAUGUGACUGCCAUGCGAGUAGACCAAACUCAAGUAAGCGAAGAACGCCAACACCACAAACGUCUUAGAUAAGAUAUUCACCAAAGAGUGUUGGGGGUAUGAAACAGUUCACAAAAUGAAACACUGUUAAGUGUAAUAAUAAUUUAACUAUUUUUAGACGAUGGUGUUAAACUUAAGCAUUUUGCAAGUGCAAUUGUUUAUCUGUGAUAAAGAAUAUGAUUGAAUAACACAUGGAAAGUAUCACACGAACAAAGUGUGCCCAUGUUUUGACUGCAUUUACUAAUUAUAUAUUUAUUUAUGAUGUAAAAUAUUCAACUGUAUGAACUCUUUUACUCUGUGAUAGUCAACAUUUAAUUAUAUUAUUAACUUGAUACUUUUUUAUUUAUUGUAGUUACUAUUUAAAAGAACAGAAUCUUAUGAAACUG
This is a messenger RNA of Mya arenaria, 1735 nucleotides long. RefSeq names its product tripartite motif-containing protein 2-like. The transcript has 4 exons. The coding region runs from base 200 to 1378 and encodes 392 amino acids. The record is from RefSeq and is a predicted model, not a curated record. Gene Ontology annotation, molecular function: ubiquitin protein ligase activity; protein binding. Gene Ontology annotation, biological process: protein polyubiquitination; proteasome-mediated ubiquitin-dependent protein catabolic process. NCBI's taxonomy places the organism in Eukaryota, Metazoa, Mollusca, Bivalvia, Myida, Myidae.